Molecule: messenger RNA, 6768 nt
Organism: Cuscuta epithymum
Lineage: Eukaryota; Viridiplantae; Streptophyta; Magnoliopsida; Solanales; Convolvulaceae
Source: the annotation of a GenBank genome assembly
UUUCAUUCCGCCAAAUGUCACUCUGUUAUCAUUUCAGCAAGAUGAAGGCCUUCAUCUCUCUCCCAGGAGUCCCAGCCAAAUCGAACAGCCUUCAUCUCUCUCCCCGGUAGUCUCAUGGCCACUUCAAUCAGCCUUAAUCUCAUCGAUCAGCCUUCAUCUCCGAUCCGACGUCAUCUCUCCCCAACCUAAUCCAUCAAUAUCUCUCUUGGGUCAUUGUGGAGGGCCUUCAUCUCUCUCUCCAAACAAUGAAUCAGUCGUACAUGCUGGAAUUGCAUAAGAAUCGGCGUGCAGUGUCGAAGGCCUUCACUCUCUUCCCAAACAAUCGAUCAACUGUAGAUGGCGAAAUUGAAGAGGCAUCAGCGUGUUCAUUGUCGAAGGCGUUCAUCUCUCUCCCUAAACAAUCGAUCAGCUGUAGAUUCCGAAUUUGAAGAGGAAUCAGCGUGUUCAUUGUCGAAGGCCUUCUUCGUUACUCAGAGAUGAGCUAAUAGGUAUGUUGCUCGCUUUAUGUUUGUGUGAUACUCCUUCGCUUGGAAAUCCUCCAACACCAUGAAUCGAAGGAGAAAGGGAUUCAAAUGAGCUCGAGCUAAUGGUGCUUUUGGUCAUUAUCCUUCCUGAAACUAAGAUCAAUUUCUGGAAAUCAAAAUAAUGUGGGUAAAGUAAUUCUUUCUCAUUUCUAUACUGCACCGGAGCCCCUUCACCUCCCUUUUUUCAUUUUGUGGCAGUAGGCAUCUUCAUCAAUAUGUAUAAUGAACUUAAAAUGGAUCUAAGCUAUGCAUGUGUUAGGCGUUAUAUUAUGGAAUUUCCCAUUUCAGUUUUAUAUCAGUAUAUUUUACUCUUUUAUAUGAAUAUGUUUUACACUUUUAUAUGAUUUUGUGGUUUGGUUAAUAUUCUGAUCAUCUACUUUUGAUAAAGGGGAUUCUAGCAAGGUAUUCCACUAUAUAUUAAUUGAUUUCACACUUUUAUAUCAAUAAAACAUAUGGGGUUUCUAUCAGCUUUUGAUAAGAUGUUUCUAUCAACUUUAUUCAUUAAUUUAUACUAGAUUCAACCCAAAUCAACUCAACUAUUUUUCUUUAAUUUACAUCAUAUGCAAUCAAAACCUUGAAUAUAUUUGUUUGCACCAAAAGGUUCGAAAUGUUGCUUGUUUCAUUUAUAUGCCUUUAUUGAUUAACUACCAGUUAAUUAAUCCUCUUAAUAACAGAACUACAUUGCUAAAAAAGUUUUUCAUGUGAUAGUGUCUUUAAAAUAUAAUACAUAUAGCUAGAGAGUAAGAGUGUUAUGUAUUUAUGAUAUAUGUUUGGAUUGGCCUUAUAAGAUUCUUACAGGUUUAUGACUACUUUGUUUUAAGAUUGAAAAUUGAAAACUCCCUUAAAAAUUUUUAGUUUUAACAAUAAUGUGAGAAAGGUUGAUAUCAUCAGUGCAAAUAGUAAAGCCUCAAAAAGCUAGAACUAUUCUGCUCCACAGAGAUUUCAUUUCUUCACGCACAGGCGGUCUUAUUUGAAGAAUUGACUCUUGAGAUGAAUCGGUUAACCUUCUAUUUUCUUGCAUGUUUGGUUUGUACAGAAUUUUCUAUUUGUUUCUAUUUUGAGUUAUAUUUUUCUAUUCGACUUCAUUUCUAUUUUCCAUUUCCAUUUGUUACCUUAAGCAGUAGAUUCACAAUCUUAUUUAAUUGGAGAUGUUUUCAUCUAAUUCAUUUGAUUUUCACUUCUAUUUAUAAAAAAAUCAUCUUCAUUAAAAAACAUCUAUGCCAACAUUUUCAUUGAAUAUGCCAUCAUUAUGGCAUUAUUUAAAAUGUUGGCAUAUUUUUCUCCGGUGAUGGGAGAUGGUAGUGCUAGGGGUGGCAGGGGUGGUAAUGUUUUUUUUUUUUAAUUUUAUGAUUUUUUUAAUUAAUUUUUUUAUUUUUUUAAAAAAUUUUUUUUUUUAUUUUUUUUUUUUAAAAAAUAUUUUUAUUAAUUUUCUAUUAUUGUUUUACGAUUUUUAGUAUUUUUUUCGAUUUUUAUUAAUUUUUUUAUGAUUUUAUUAUUAAUUAAAACAUUUCACAAGUUACAAGGGUAUAUUUGUCCAAACACACAUAAAUAGUCCUAUUAAGGGAAUUUAAAAAAUGUAGUCCUAUUUGUGCAAUUUUGCCACUUUUUAGUCCUAUUUAGGGAAUUGACUCAUUGUGUAAUGGCACUUGACUCAUCAUCACUAAAUUUGAAACUCAUAUUUUCAGGCCUUGGAUGAUGCCUUGAACUAAUACCGGACAAAAGUUUCUUAUUCUCAAGCUUAGUUUGACUCCAUUUGACCUACAUUAAAAUUGUCGUUCACAUUUCAGCGUAGGCAGUUCCCCUUGAUCCUUAGUUAUGCGAUAACUGUUGGUCCAAAAUAGGACGCUCGUAGGCUUUUAGGAAAGCUACGUAAGAACACUCAAGCAGAAAUCAGGAAAGUAAUACGAGUAAGGAAGGUAGCUAGAGAGUUUGGUAGCCAGAAAUAGCAUAUCGAAGUUCCCCCUAAUUUGAAUUACAAUCUGCCUUUUAUAGGCGUAUACAAAUCGUAACCGCUAUCGAUAAUAAUGACUAAUUAAUUACAACAUUAAUACGAAAUUAAAUACAUAAUUAAACAACACAUUAAUUGCUUGACCGUUACUUUUCCCAGCUGGCAGGUUGGGCGGACUGACAGGCUCCCCGCUGGACUGGUAGAUAGGUUCCAGGUCAUGAACUUGGAUCCACGGGUCCAAGUUCGGGGCUUGGGCCGAUUAGGCUCUGGGCCUAGUCCUAUUACUCCAUCACGAGUCCCCCACUCCCUUAGUCGAGUAGUAAACUCGGCUAAGAGGGAGUAGUCCAAGUCAGUUGCUCUUCUUCGAGACUGGAAGAUCCCCGCCUUUGUCCAUUUCGGGGAGAUGCCUCAUCAAAAACCUUCAUUAGGAAAAAACCCAAUGGGAAAAAAUCCCAAUGAAGGGAAAAAGAGUACACCUGACGCCCCCAAGAUGAAGCAAGAGGUGAAAUCCUCAGCCUUUAUUGCAAUGCUCGCCAUCUGUGAAGAGGAUGACUAGAACCGUUCUUCUCGUCGGGCUUGAACUCAUCAGGCUACUCCUCGUUCAGUCAUACCUACACAUAAAAGCAACAGGUGUAUAAUAGAGCAUUUGGUCUGGUGUUGAACCACGACUCAGUUAGCGAGUGAGUCGGACUCACUACUUGAAAAGAGUGACAUCAAUUUCCCAAGUUAGGCCUUAACCCAGUCUCCGAAAGGAAGAUUGAAUCCGCGAGUGAGUGACUCGGAGUCACCAUUCGAACGGAUAAUCCAACCCCACAGAACUAAAGUAUAUCGACCUUUUUCGGGAAAUGUGAAUGUCAAUUAAGUGAAAAAAAUUGCUCGGAAGAGUGUGGCUCUAGGCCCCUAACAAGAGUUUAACUCGGCACCCGAGGUUAGUAGUUCGAACCCGCAAGUGAAGACUUUUGAACGGGCGACACGUCCCCCGAGGUCGGAGUGUGAUGCACUGGGAAGGGGUAAGAGCACACAAGAACUCGUAUGAAAUCAAGAGUGUGCGGUAUUAACAUUUAUAUUGGAGCUUAUUAAUCGCCACACCCAUAUGACGUGAUCCGGUGGCGCGAGUGUGUGUGCUCGACCAUUGUCCGAGUGUGUGUGCUCGUCCGGUGUACGUGAGUGAUCGGAUUUCAUAAGUCCGUUUUCAAUGUUAAAAUUACACACAUUUGAAAAGAGUAAAAGCAAUUAUACCACUUAAUACUUUUCAAGUGUUUCAAUUUACGAUUUAUUCUUUUUGAAUCUAAUCAAUUUUUUAAUGAUAAUAUUUCGUAUAAAAUUAAAAAUUGAAGAGUAGACUUAGCUUAUAUAUUUUGUGCAGCUCAUUCCAAAAGAAAACCAGUCCAGAUGGGCUUGGCCCGUAAAUGCUGUCUGCCCCAAGUGACAAAUGGGGAACCCUCUAGAGCGCAGCAAGAUCUCAUGACCGCUGGGCACUGGCUACUGCUGCCGUCGGGAGGAGCGAUGGGUAGAGUCGGUGCUGCCAGUCGGGGAGGGAAGGACCUGAAUCAUCUGCCGCCGGUGGAUUUAUAGCUUGACUGAAGGUGGUUGACCCACCGGGUCACCGGGAUGGGGAGGUCGCUGGAGAGAAUUCCAUCCGCCAUUGUUACCCACCGGGGAAAAUCGAUGAGACUCCAGCCGGCGAGUAGACGACUUCUCCCGUCGCUUUCUGAGGAAAGAAGGUCUGGUCGGAGAUAGUCCCUCCUGCCACCUCACAAACACCGAGCCACCAUUAAGGUGAUUUGCGGAAAUCACCUUCAGCCGAUGGAUACUUCAAGUUGCGCUAAUAGAGAGGCGGAUGGUUUAGUGAUUUCCUAAGGUGGAUGGGUGAGCAGCAGCCGACCAAGUCGGGGAGUGACGUGGUUGGUCGCCGAAAUGGGUUGGAUGUUGUUGUUUCUUCCGUCCAUUUCUGAUCGGCUGUGACUGCCCCGGUUGACAGAUUCUACCGGAGUCGGAUAUCACAUGGAAAGCUUGGAUCAUUCCAAAUUUCUUUUUUUUUUUUUUGAAUUUUUGGAACAGUUUUUUGCUGGCUUUUUUCAAGAUUGUGAAUUGCAUACCUGAAAACUGUUUGAAACCUUCGAUCUUCGCUCAUCUUUUCUGAAAUUUCUUGCCAGAGUGAUGAGAGACUGGAAGCUCUCAAUGAAAGCACCAAUGUUGGUCCAAAAUAGGACGCUCGUAGGCUUUUAGGAAAGCUACGUAAGAACACUCAAGCAGAAAUCAGGAAAGUAAUACGAGUAAGGAAGGUAGCUAGAGAGUUUGGUAGCCAGAAAUAGCAUAUCGAAGUUCCCCCUAAUUUGAAUUACAAUCUGCCUUUUAUAGGCGUAUACAAAUCGUAACCGCUAUCGAUAAUAAUGACUAAUUAAUUACAACAUUAAUACGAAAUUAAAUACAUAAUUAAACAACACAUUAAUUGCUUGACCGUUACUUUUCCCAGCUGGCAGGUUGGGCGGACUGACAGGCUCCCCGCUGGACUGGUAGAUAGGUUCCAGGUCAUGAACUUGGAUCCACGGGUCCAAGUUCGGGGCUUGGGCCGAUUAGGCUCUGGGCCUAGUCCUAUUACUCCAUCAAUAACCAUUAAUUAAUAAGAGUCACAGACAAUUUUGGAGAGGGUUAGUGUUUUCUUACAUCGUCCGGCUUUCACCCAUGGACAACUUUACGUCACGGUCUCAAGAGUAACAUAGUCUUCUGGGUUAAAGUUUAUUAUAUGUGAUGAUGAUGUAAAAUUGGUCAAGAACACUUUAAAUGUUGAUUACAACGAAGUAUAUAAUAAUUUGUACUCCCUCCGUCCCUAAAUAAACUUCCAACUUUCCUUUUUCGUCUGUCCCAAUUAAAACUUCCACUUUUCUUUUUUGGCCAGAAUUUGUGGUUCACAGCAAUUCUUACACAUUUCUCUCUCCUCUGCACAACUCUCCACCACACAAUACCCACUAUCUUAAACUUCGUGCCAAACCUAUUUGGAAGAUAUAAUAGGGACGGAGGGAGUAAUUUUUAUCUACAUUUACUUUUGUUAGAAACAAUAUGUACGUUGAUGUAUCUUUGACACAACAUUUUUGUAUGUUGCCAAAUAAUUUAUGGCUUAGUUGUAAAGGGAUGUCCGAUGCUUCCGAUUAUUCGCGCCACCGACGCGAAUAACUUGUCAGGACAACUUAUGACAAAGUUCUCUAACUGCUAUUUGCGUCACGAACGCAACACCAGUUUGAUGCGGGAGUAAGAUGAGUUUCUUUAUCUAGAAAACAUUUGGAAGAAUGACAUAUAGAAGGUGAUGUUAUGGAUCUUUCACAGCAAAGACAAUGAUGUAUUGUUAUCCUGCACAAUCACACCAUGACGAUUCAUUUGGUUGCGGUCGACGAUUAUGCACCAAUAUAUAGGAAGCAAUAUAUUGGAAGCAAAAUGUGAUGCCAGCAACCAAGAACCAAAGUUUCCUCAUAUUCAAGAACAAACAAGAGGGUGACUCUAAAGAUGGAUGAUCAUAACAAGGGGCAGGACUCUAGCUGGUUAGUAAUUGAAGAUGGUGAAACUGCCGUUUCCAGACGUUCAGGACCAACAAGAUCAUUCUCCCAACCACUUGAUCACAACCAGUCAGUGAAGAUCAAGAGAAACCACAAAUCUUCUACACGGGUUUUGGGAAAUGAAUCAAGGCGUGGGAAAGUCCUGGUGCGCACAUUGUCUGAUCAGACUUCAAAAUAUCCUUUAGAUGAUGAUAGAGCAACAACCACUGACUCAUCGUCUAUCUCAACCCCCAAAACUCUGUGGUCUGGUGAAAGGGGAGGACAUAGCCAUAAUGUUUGGAGGCCAAGCUAUAUGAAUACGACUGAGUCUGUCAAGGCACUCCGACAACUAUAUGAAUACGACUGAGUCUGUCCAAAGUAAACAGAAAGGUUCAAAACAUAGCUCGCUAUUCCAUGGACCGACAACUCCGACAAAUGCUGAUAAUACUAAUCUUUAUUUGUUUCAUACUUGCAAGGAUUUUUAUGUUCUAAAGAAGAGUCCGCCCGUGAAGCUAGAAGCAUAGUUUCAAUUAGUCUGGUUCUUUUCCAUUCCCCAUGCCAUUUUGUCUAAAAGAUUGGGAGUAGUUCAACACCUAGUUGUCACAAAAGAGGGACUUAGUUUUUAGGAUUUUGCAUGUUGAGAUGGGUUUUUGUAUAUGUUAUACUACUAUAAAUACAAGAUUUGCGAUCAGUGGAAUGUUUUUUCUCACUUAACAGUGCUGGAGUGGAUUAAAUUUGCUAAAUGUCCAGUAAAAAUGAUUUCAGC